CCGGAGCCUUCUGCGCCGGCAUCUCAGCCCUGCCCGCCGCGCUGUCGCCUGCGCCCCGCCGCUCCCCGGGACGUUUCGGCACUUGGUCCCUCCGUCUGGCCCGCGUCCCUUCUCCGGACCUGAGCAGUCGCCAUGGCACAGGUUCUCAGAGGCACGGUUACUGACUACCCUGGAUUUGAUGCGAAGGCUGACGCAGAAACUCUCCGGAAUGCCAUGAAAGGCCUGGGCACAGAUGAGGAGAGCAUCCUGACCCUGCUGACAUCCCGCAGUAACACUCAGCGCCAGGAAAUCGCCGAGGCUUUUAAGACGCUGUAUGGCCGGGACCUUCUGGACGACCUGAAGUCAGAACUGACUGGAAAAUUUGAAAAACUGAUCGUGGCUUUGAUGAAACCCUCUUGGCUCUACGAUGCCUAUGAACUGAAGCACGCUCUUAAGGGAGCUGGGACAGAUGAAAAAGUACUGACAGAAAUUAUUGCUUCAAGGACCCCUGAAGAACUGACAGCCAUAAAGCAAGUUUAUGAAGAAGAAUAUGGCUCCAUCCUGGAAGAUGACGUGGUGGGGGACACUUCGGGGUACUACCAGAGGAUGUUGGUGGUUCUCCUUCAGGCUAAUAGAGACCCUGAUACUGCAAUUGACGAAGCUCGGGUUGAACAAGAUGCCCAGGCUUUGUUUCAGGCUGGAGAACUUAAAUGGGGGACAGAUGAAGAGAAGUUUAUCACUAUCUUCGGAACACGAAGUGUGUCUCAUUUGAGAAGGGUGUUUGACAAAUAUAUGACUAUAUCAGGAUUUCAAAUUGAGGAAACCAUUGACCGAGAGACUUCUGGUAAUUUGGAGCAACUACUCCUUGCUAUUGUGAAAUCCAUUCGAAGCAUUCCUUCCUACCUUGCAGAAACCCUCUACUAUGCUAUGAAGGGCGCUGGAACGGAUGAUCAAACCCUCAUCAGAGUGGUGGUUUCCAGGAGUGAGACCGAUCUAUAUAACAUCCGCAAGGAGUUCCGGAAGAACUUCGCCACCUCGCUGUAUUCCAUGAUUAAGGGUGACACAUCUGGGGAUUACAAGAAAGCCCUCCUGCUGCUCUGUGGAGGAGAAGAUGACUGAGUGCCACCCAGAAGCGUCUCCUCCCCGCGCCUGCCUGCCACGGCCACCUGCGCACCCUGUGUAUGCCAGCGCUUGUCACCGUGCCUUACUCACACUAGCAUGUAACGACCAAACGUGUGUAGAAGAAAAUCGCGGUACUUCUUUCUAAGCAUCAGUUAGGAUCUUUCUCUCCGACCUAUGCCGUCCUGGAGUGUACCUGUGCUACUGCCACUAAAGUCUGCGUCAUUUCUGUUGUCCUUUGAGGUCAGACUGCUUUUAGCCUUUUUAAAGAGCUUCAUUUAUAUUAAAUUGCUAACCAUAUUACCUUAAUUGGAACAUUAGCCUUGAAAUUGUGAACUCCUGGAAGUGUUACUGAUCAAGUUUGCCAUAAAAUUAAACCUGAAAAAUUAUGGCGAUUGCAUUCAAAAAAUAAACAUUUCCUUCCCCCUACAUUAUGUG
Rhinolophus ferrumequinum (greater horseshoe bat) is the source of this 1536-nucleotide messenger RNA. RefSeq names its product annexin A5 (gene ANXA5). The record is from RefSeq and is a predicted model, not a curated record. Gene Ontology annotation, cellular component: cytoplasm. Gene Ontology annotation, molecular function: calcium ion binding; calcium-dependent phospholipid binding. NCBI's taxonomy places the organism in Eukaryota, Metazoa, Chordata, Mammalia, Chiroptera, Rhinolophidae. The transcript is spliced from 13 exons. Gene Ontology annotation, biological process: negative regulation of coagulation. The coding region runs from base 133 to 1098 and encodes 321 amino acids.